Eucalyptus grandis is the source of this 783-nucleotide messenger RNA. RefSeq names its product putative pectinesterase/pectinesterase inhibitor 45. NCBI's taxonomy places the organism in Eukaryota, Viridiplantae, Streptophyta, Magnoliopsida, Myrtales, Myrtaceae. Gene Ontology annotation, molecular function: enzyme inhibitor activity. The record is from RefSeq and is a predicted model, not a curated record. Bases 125 to 622 code for a protein of 165 amino acids. Gene Ontology annotation, biological process: negative regulation of catalytic activity. The transcript has 2 exons.
CAACCGCUUAACGAGCCUCCCUUCCUUUAUAAAGACCCAACAUCCCCACCCCCACAACGAGAUCUUCCCUGUUCAAGACCCUGCAGAAGAAAAAAGAAAGGGGUCAUCAAGAAUUCAAUCAAACAUGGCUUCCGCCCGCAGCUCCGCCCUGGUGGCCCUGAUCGCUGCCGCGACCACCCUCUUGCUGGCCCACCACGCCAGUGCGGGCCGAGUCUUGUUAGGCGAUCUCUGCAAAAACACCGACUAUCCGGCCCUCUGCAGCUCAAUGGUGAAGAGCAAGGUGAAUGCAGAGAAGGCGACGCAGAGCGCAAUCAACUACCUCAUCGUCCAGAUGAGGCAGGCGAAGGUGACAGUCUCCACGGCCAAGGCGGACAAGUCGCUACUGGAAGUGUGCACCGAGAUGUACGAUGACGCCUUGGCAGACCUCACGACCAGCCUCCAGAACCUCAAGUCCGGUGACAAGCCCAGCCUGCAGACCAACCUCUCCGCCGUCAUCUCCAACCUAGAGACCUGCAAGGACACGUUCAUCGACGCCAGCGCCAAACUCCCCUUCGAGAAGUUGAUCGAGCACCUGCAGCAGAUGACCAGCAACUCCUUGGCCUUGGCCAAUGCGCUUCACUAAAUCAUAUGAUCAUAACAUGAAGAAGAAUAAAGGAUUGUCGUCGCGAAUUUACUUGGUGUUUUAGAGUUGUGUUGUGGGGAUCAAUUGAGGGAGAGGGAAGCCAUGUUUUGGGAUGUGAAACGAGAAGAGUUACUCAUCGAGUUUCAUGCAUUCCCUAGUUU